Penicillium coprophilum is the source of this 432-nucleotide messenger RNA. RefSeq lists its product as uncharacterized. NCBI's taxonomy places the organism in Eukaryota, Fungi, Ascomycota, Eurotiomycetes, Eurotiales, Aspergillaceae. The coding region runs from base 1 to 432 and encodes 143 amino acids. The transcript has 2 exons. The record is from RefSeq and is a predicted model, not a curated record.
AUGGCUGAUCCGACUUUCGUUGAGCAACUGGCCCCGUUUGAUUUACCCAUGCCCAGAACUUACAUCAGAGUUCUUUUCGUUUUCGAACAUGCAGGAUCAGCACGACCGACAGCUCAGAGUCUCCAACUUGGUCUGGAUAAUCUUUCCAAACAAGUGCCUUGGCUAUCCGGUCGAAUCUUUUCCAAGAUAACAGCCCAAGGCGAAGCCGCUUCUCUUGUCAUCCGAUGGCAUGGAAACGAGACGCCCACUCUUGUCGACAAAGGGACUUUAGCGGUAUCAUACAAAUGCGCAUCCUCCCAUGGCAUGCGCACAGAAGCCAUACCGUCAGAUGAGAUCCUGUUUUUGCUUCGAGUAUCUUUCGCUUCGCUGAUCAAGGUGUGGGCUUGUGUGUCUGCCUACAUCACAACGCUGUCGAUGGGACAGGAUUCUUAG